GCUAGGAUAUGAGCGAGUUUAAAAUUUGUGUUCUACGCAUAAAAAACGCACACGACCACAAUUCCUUGCGCUAAAUAAAAUUUAGUUCAGAACCCCCUCUCUGCACAAAUUAGACUGCUGCUACGUUCGCUCGCUUCAGGCUCGCUCGCUCCGCAGCAAUUAUAAAUUCUAAAUAGAAGUUCGCCAAAAUGGCGGAUUCUUGCAAGCGUUUUAAGGCAUGCAAAAUUCGCGUUAAUACGCAGUCAACAAAGGGAAAAAAAACUACAAAACAUGUGCGUUUAAAUUCAAAUAACUAUUGAAAGAUUUCUGAGGAGUCAAGUUCGAGUAAGCAGAAGUCUUUCACAACGGGAAUGGAAGAAGAACAUGUUGAUGGUUCAAAUAUCGACGAUAUAAAUAGCAGCCAUGAAAGUGAUGUAUGGGAUGACCAAGCUUUUUCUGGUCUUUCACGAUAUCACUUGCGCCGGGUGAAAGAGUAUCACAGUUGGGAAGAUGUGAGGGGGUCGUUUUUGCAAGCACGCAUUGAGGAAGAAGCUUUUUGUGACGAAAGUAUAUGCAUCGAGUGCUAUAACAAUUUCGCUGUUUGUCGCUGCGUGGAUUGUGGUCCUAGACAGUUGUUUUGCAUCAACUGCGCGAAAACUAUCCACGAACAACGCAACGUCUUUCACCUACUUGAAAUUUUCAAGGAUGGUUGUUUUGUUGCUUUAUUUGUCAAUCAUGGUGUUUUGACUCUUGAUCACCAAAGAAAUUGUCCAACUGCACAAGCAGAAAACAUCAUUUGUAUUGAUGAAAAAGGGCAUCAACACUUGAAACGGAUCAACUUUUGUAACUGUGAAGAUGCUGCAGUUACACUUGUAAAGUCCAAUUAUGGCCAGGAUCAGCUGUUAGACCUCAGAUAUCACCAACAUUUGUUCAAAACAAUGAAACAAUUUGUCUUGCAACAAAAACCUGACAAUGUUUGCCCGUUAUGUCCUUUGCAGAGUGAAACUGAUACUGACAUGAAUGUUGCCAUUGAGUGCAUGGAUGGAUGUUUUGGGCUUGUGAGAAAAAGGUCUGCUGGUGCCAAUCUUUUACCUGCCAGACACAAUGGUACAUUUUUUGCCAAUCAGGAUGAUGUUGAUAGCUUUGUUGAUGACAACUCAAAGAAGGCAAAGCAAGCCCCUACUGAUUGCGAUGAAUUUAAAUCUGGUGAGGUUAGUAACAUGUUAUGAUCCAAAGGAAGAAAUAAGCUUUUUGACGAGAAGGGAGUGUUUGGUAGAGUAUGCAGACAUGAAUACCCAAGGGGAUUUAUGAGUAUCAAACAUGGAGAAGGAUAGCAUAUUCAGUGUAUGAGGUUAAAAAGCUUCUGUGUCAUUAUGAUGAGGAUACUGAUGUUAAAAUAAUGUAUGACAUUGCAUGUACUUUGUCUGCCCACCUAAAG
Messenger RNA from Dendronephthya gigantea, 1417 nucleotides. RefSeq lists its product as uncharacterized. The record is from RefSeq and is a predicted model, not a curated record. The transcript has 7 exons. Lineage: Eukaryota; Metazoa; Cnidaria; Anthozoa; Malacalcyonacea; Nephtheidae. The coding region runs from base 351 to 1208 and encodes 285 amino acids.